GUCUCUCGUCUCUGAAGGGGGUGGGGGAUUAUGUAACAGUUGUGAAGAGCGUGCAUUUAUAAAUAGCUAGUCAGAGUCAAAAUGAAGGGUGUUCUCACUGGAUUACCUCUGGGAAGCCAGUUAACCAGCGGGGUGUCUGUGGGCUGGCGGAGGCUGUAACUGGUAGCGGUAACCAAUGAUCUUACAGUGUCAGCUGUGGCUGCAUGUAGCGGAGUCACGGGUCUGAUCGGGCGACACCGGUCCGAAUGGCAGAUCCCUAGGGCGGCUGCUGUUGCCAAGGAAAUGCCCGUCAACAAAAACCAUCUUUAAGCUAAAUGCCCUCAGGUUUGGCCAAGGCCGCCCUAGGGAGGGGUGAUUCCAUGAAGACUGAUGUGAUGAAGGAAGCUCUUUGCAUUAAAGAGGGGGGUAACGAUGACGUGGCAGUGGACAAGAGAGGACAUGCCCCCAAGAACGAGAAGGAGGUGAACGGGAUCUGUGAACGGCUGGAGCUUGGAAAGGGCCAGCAAAGCUCUGGGCCCCAUCUCCCUCAGGACAGCAAGGCAGGGAGGCAGUCGGAGUGUGGCCCGCGGGCGCGCAUCAGCGAGAACGGGCUACCGGAAAACGAGGCGCCCCACGGCUCCGUAACUGGUAGCAACGGCUUCGUCCUGGGCAAGCAGCAGCCAGAAGGGGGCACCCCACACAGGACUAGUGGGUCACCCGUAGGUGGCGCUUUAGUGGGACACGCCGCUAAAACACUGCCCCCGUCCUCAGCACGGGCCAGGAAUGUGGGAUCCGUAAAGACUGAUGGAGGUGCGGGGAUGGGUGCGGCCACAGACGGCCGGGCGGAGUCAGAGACUAAAAAUGGCACGAGCCAGGACCCUCCGCCAGUGACUAUACACCGGGCUCGCAAAACCAUGGCUAGACCAGCCUCCAACCAGCCAACACUAAAGCUUCUAAACAGGGAAUCUCAAGAACCAAAUGGCGCAAAAGAUGAGACUCGGAGUGGAUUGGAGGCAGGGAGCCCUCCAGCAGCCGUACCCCCUCAACCUCAGCUACCUCAGGGCCAAAGCGACGCAUCGGCACCCCCCAGCAAGCCUCAGCCCGCAGCCACCGGCGUCUCCCGGAAAAAGAAGAGGAAGAUGGGGAUGUACAGUCUCGUUCCCAAGAAGAAAACCAAAGUACUGAAGCAGCGCUCCGUGCUGGAUCUUUUCAAGGACCUGUCACGGAAGGCCAUUCAGGCCCAGCAGCAGAAAGGGCUCCGAGUGAAUGGCGAGAGCGUGGAAGACGACUCUGAAGAGGAGUCUGAGGACGGCGAGGAUUCCGAGGAAGAGGACGAGCAGGUCGGCGACGAGGCUGCCGCUGUUCCCCGAGAGGAGCCGAGAGCUCCCGACGCUGCUCUUCAGCUCGGUCUACCCGGAGCAAAAGCCGCAGGCUCCUCCUCUGAGGGUUCUGGGCCGGUAGGACAUGAAGCUCCGACGGGCCAGCUUGUAAGGGAGCAGGAAUCUGAGGAAUCUGGUGACGACGAAGGAGAGGAGGAGGGCAACGACUCGGACCUGAGCUCAGAGUCCAGCCUAAAAAAGAGGAUGAAAAAGAAAAUGAAAGGAGAGAAGCCCUGGCUGCACACAUCCAGGAAGCGUAAGAGGAAGAAGCAAUCGAAGGCCGAGGGCCUCCCAGGGAAUGAGGUGGAGGUCCAGUCACAGUUAAACACCAGUAAGGAGUACACGGAGGUGCCUCUGGUCUCCUUGAACCUAGAAGUCCAGGAGGAGUUUCUUGUGUCCCAGCAAUCAGGUCUGCCUGGAGGUCCAGGGGGGGUGGAGACGGACCUGGUGCAGGAACUGCCCUUGUGCAGCUGCCGAAUGGAGACGCCAAAGAGUCGAGAGAUCCUCACGCUGGCAAACAGGAAGUGCAUGGCUACAGAGAGCGUGGAUGGGCAGCUAAGUCGCUGUCAGAGCAGUGUGACAAAACACGAGAUGAUGCGGCCCUCCAACACGGUACAGCUCCUGGUUUUGUGCGAGGAUCAUCGGGCCGGCAUGGUCAAGCACCAGUGCUGUCCCGGUUGCGGCUACUUCUGCCGGGCGGGGACCUUUAUGGAGUGCCAACCGGACAGCAACAUCUCUCACCGCUUCCAUCGGGUCUGUGCCUCUGUGCUGAAGGGUCAGACCUUCUGCCCACACUGUGGCGAGGAUGCAGGCAAGGCCAAGGAAGUAACUAUCGCCAAGGCAGACACGACCUCCAUGGUACCCCUCUCCCCAGGCCCGAAGAUGCCCACUGUGUUGGAGGGCAAGGCCGACACCACCACUGGGGGUCUAGCUCAUGUGCCCAGGUCUAAUGACCACCGAGCAGACAGCUCUUUGCCAAGAACCCCAGAAAUGUCUGACACUCAGUCACCUGGGUCCAAGGCUGCCAUGGCCAUGGGACUGGGGCUCGGAUCCGCGCCAACGCCAGGACCACCCAAAGAGACUCUGGAGAGCGUACUUCUUGCUUUGGAUGCAGAGAAGCCUAAGAAACUGCGAUUCCACCCAAAGCAGCUAUAUAUUUCAGCCAAGCAAGGGGAGCUCCAGAAGGUCCUGCUGAUGCUAGUGGAUGGAAUAGACCCCAACUACAAGAUGGAGAGCCAGAGCAAGCGUACACCCCUGCAUGUAGCUGCCGAAGCAGGACAUCAGGAAGUCUGUCACCUGCUUGUGCAGGCUGGUGCAAACCUUGACAUGUGUGACGAUGACCAGAGAACACCUCUCAUGGAUGCCUGCGAGAACAACCACUUGGAGACAGUCCGGUAUCUUCUCAGGGCUGGUGCCAUAGUGAGCCACAAGGAUGUGGAAGGCUCGACGUGUCUGCACCUGGCUGCUAAAAUAGGACACUAUGACAUUGUGCGACACCUGCUGGAUACCUGCUCGAUAGAUAUCAACUGUCAGGAUGACGGUGGGUGGACAGCCGUGAUCUGGGCCACGGAGUACAAGCAUGUGGACCAGGUGAAGCUGCUGCUCUCCAGGGGCGCCGACAUUAACAUCAGAGACAAGGAGGAGAACAUCUGCCUGCACUGGGCGGCCUUCUCUGGCUGCGUGGAAAUCGCCGAGCUCCUGCUGGGCGCGAGGUGCGAUCUGCACGCCGUCAACAUGCACGGCGACUCACCCCUUCAUAUUGCGGCGCGGGAGGACCGGCUGGACUGCGUGACACUCUUCCUGUCACGCGGUGCCAACGUGAACCUUAAGAACCGCGAAGGGGAGACCCCCCUGGAGUGCUGUAGUCACAACUCCAAAGUAUGGAGCACCCUUCAGGCUAACCGGAAGCUGAAGGAAGCCGCAGGUACCCAGGCGCAACAGGAGGAGAAGGUCCUCAACAGGGACAUCGCACGUGGCUACGAGAAGGUCCCUGUUCCAUGUGUGAAUGGGGUGGAUUCAGAGCCCUGUCCCGACAACUAUAAAUAUGUCCCUGUCAACUGCGUCACUUCACCCAUGAACAUCGACAAGAACAUCACUCACUUGCAGUACUGUGUGUGCAAAGAUGACUGCUCCUCCACCAGCUGCAUGUGUGGGCAGCUCAGCCUGCGCUGCUGGUACGACAAGGAGGGACGUCUCCUUCCAGAGUUCUGCCGCGAGGAGCCGCCGCUCAUCUUCGAGUGCAAUCAUGCCUGCUCGUGCUGGAGGACCUGCAAGAAUCGCGUUGUUCAGAACGGCCUGAGGAUGCGGCUACAAGUCUUCCGGACAGCAAAGACUGGUUGGGGAGUUCGAGCCCUUCAGGACAUCCCCCAGGGAACCUUUGUCUGCGAGUACGUGGGCGAGAUCAUCACUGACGCCGAAGCAGAUGUCAGGGAGAAUGACUCGUACCUCUUCAAUCUGGACAACAAGGUGGGAGACGUAUACUGCAUCGAUGCCCGCUUCUAUGGCAACAUCAGCCGGUUCAUCAACCACAUGUGCGAGCCCAACCUGUUCCCUGUCCGCGUCUUCACCACUCACCAGGACCUCCGCUUCCCCCACAUCGCCUUCUUUGCCAGCAAGAACAUCAGUGCCGGCGAUGAGAUUGGGUUCGACUACGGCGACCACUUCUGGGAGAUCAAGGGCAAGCAGUUCAGCUGCCAGUGUGGCUCGUCCGCAUGCCGGCACUCGGCGGCCGCCCUCGCCCAGAGGCAGGCAGACAGCACGCCCGGGGGCCAGCAGCCCGGCGCCCUCCCUGACACCAGCUCCUCUACCACACCCUCCAGCCCCUGCUGAAUCCCACCCUGUGGCCCGAGCACCACCCACACCAGCACAAACCCCCCCCCCCCCCCCCCUUUGUGUGGGACACCACACUCACUCCACCUUGCCAUUGUAACCACGACUCAUCGGGUGCAGUGGAACCCAUCGCCCUCCAGGCUUUUGGCUUUUUGCCCCCCGCCCCACUGAACGGAACCCUGAAAACUGGAUGUUUGCCAACUUUCCCAGCAAAGAUUUCGAUAGUCUCAAUGACAUGUGGCGAGAGAAGGCCGUCUAAUGUCGUAUUGCUUCCCUGUGCAAUAUGGGUCAAAGUGGACAGCUUUCCGGUGUUUUGUGCAGGGUUUCCUUGGGUAGCGGCUUUUAAAGGGGAGUUGAUCAUUUCAUGAGGUUUUCAGUCUUUCCUGGCAGGAAUCUGUAGCAUUAGAUUGGGCCAUAACUUCAUAACCUUUCUCUGUUGCAAGGAAAAGUGAGAUUUCUGAUGGGAAAUAUUCACGACCAGGUAUUCCUUUGAGGAAAAUACUGACACGUAAAUCAGGGCUUUUUGGUUCCUUGAUGGCCACUGGUUUAAUUUCUCACGGUUUAAUUGGACCAAUAAUUGUCAUGUUCCCAGUUAUCCAGUAAACAAAAUGAGAUUAUUAUUAUUAUUUUUUUUUUAGGAAUGUGGUCAUGAACCUUGAACAUGAACCUACUGCAACUAGAUAUAUGAGGCAGUAGGUUGAGGAGCUGUGUAUUCCCAUUGGCCCUCCGCCAUUCUGACAUCUCUCGAAGAAGGCAAGCCGCUCAUGACAGCCAUUUUAAAAGCAAAUGUCCUUCGUUAGAUUUAAUUAUUAGGUUCAUUAUUUUCAAGUUACAUUUAAGAAGAACUCAUGCGGCCUGUAACGUUGGGGGUGGGGGUCAUGGUUUUGUGGAGACCGUAGUUCCCUUGGUGUCCCUCCCGUGGAGCACAGUGGAGGCCGCUCUUGCUGAGCAUUUGGGCAGAUCUGGGCGCCGAUCGUCACACUCGGGCUGAAGCCGACGGGGCGGAGCCACAUCCGCCGGGGACAGUGACCGUGGCCAGCCGGCAUGGAGGACCCAUGUCAUCAGCGCGAAACUCGAGGAGGAUUGCCAAAAGACGUGGAAGACGUGACUGCACUAGAUUUCAUAACUUUUUAAAAAUGUCUGUACCAAUAGAACAUGGGGCGUUGAGAGAAGCAUGUUUUGUGAGGAAAAGGCACUCAGCCAAGAAUAAUUGAACAUCUUUUUUUUUUUCUUUGUCGGGUGGUGGGAAAAAUAAAGCCGGUCAGAACUCACUGAGGAAAACUGAAAAUGGUGCUGAUAUUUUUUUUUAAUUAUUAUUUUGUAUUACUCACCAAGUGAAUACAACUUGUAAAAUAAGAUGUGGAAAAGAUUGUGGAUUUUUUUUUUUCACAUUUAAUUUUACCUCCAGUUUUCUUACUGUAGUAACUAGUUAGCCUAUCAACUGUUUCAUAAUUCUAUGUUGACUGUAAAAGUGCAUAAUUCUGUCAUUUUAAAUGUGGUUAGUAUGGUUAGUAUAUUGUAGAAUCUUGUGCUAAUUCCCACCUAUGGCUUAAAGCAAAAAAAAAAAUUAAGACUUGCAUAUUUCUUGACAGUGAAAUAUGAUGCUCGGUCUAACUGGCUGUACCCUUUUUCAAUAAAAUUACUACUAAUAAAUCAGAUUUAUUUACAAAACA
Molecule: messenger RNA, 5860 nt
Organism: Brienomyrus brachyistius
Lineage: Eukaryota; Metazoa; Chordata; Actinopteri; Osteoglossiformes; Mormyridae
Gene: ehmt1b
Product: euchromatic histone-lysine N-methyltransferase 1b
Exons: 27
Coding region: 315-4187 (1290 amino acids)
Cellular component (GO): nucleus
Molecular function (GO): protein-lysine N-methyltransferase activity; p53 binding; histone methyltransferase activity
Source: RefSeq, a predicted model, not a curated record